Molecule: messenger RNA, 1530 nt
Organism: Salvia splendens (bonfire salvia)
Lineage: Eukaryota; Viridiplantae; Streptophyta; Magnoliopsida; Lamiales; Lamiaceae
Product: UDP-galactose transporter 1
Exons: 5
Coding region: 394-1416 (340 amino acids)
Source: RefSeq, a predicted model, not a curated record
UGCAAAUACUGUUUCAGUACACAGAGGUAGAUGAUAUAGACGGACACUGAAUCUGCCGCUGUGCUGUGCUGCGUGUUUUGAUUUGGAGGUUCGCCAAUAAAGAGGUGAUUAAGGCGUGAAGGAUGUGAAGCAACGAGUACGCCAUUUUCCACACACGUUUUGAAUUCCACCAAAAUCACAACGCAGUAACAAGAAUUAGCAAUUAUUCUCUUCCAAUAAAAACACCUCAUGGCAUCACUCAGACAGCCUACACCCAGCCUAUCCCCUCCACCGCCGUCGCCAAAUUAUUGAAAUUCACUGAAAUCUCAUCCGGGUUUUCCCUCCUUCGCCCGUUUGCUCUGUUUUCUUGAAAAAGUUUGGAUUUUUAUUCGGACCUUUUUGAUCUGGGAGGUUAUGGAGGAGGGUGGGUUAUGUCAAUGGAGUGUAAUUCGAUCGGUGUUGGCUAUUCUUCAAUGGUGGAGUUUCAAUGUUACUGUUAUCAUCAUCAAUAAAUGGAUCUUUCAGAAACUGGACUUUAAGUUUCCAUUGACUGUGUCGUGUGUUCACUUUAUAUCCUCGGCUAUUGGUGCAUACUUGGUAAUUAAAGUGCUAAAACUUAAGCCCCUCAUUUCAGUGGAUCCAGAAGAUCGAUGGAGGCGGAUUUUUCCUAUGUCGUUUAUAUUUUGCAUCAACAUAGUGUUGGGGAAUGUUAGCCUGAGAUACAUACCUGUUUCCUUCAUGCAAACCAUCAAAUCUUUCACCCCGGCAACGACAGUGUUAUUGCAGUGGCUUAUCUGGAAGAAGUCUUUUGACUGGCAAAUUUGGGCAUCGUUGAUUCCCAUUGUUGGAGGGAUUCUUCUCACGUCCAUCACGGAGCUUAGUUUCAACAUGUUUGGCUUCUGUGCUGCUUUGUUUGGCUGUCUUGCUACUUCCACAAAAACCAUUCUUGCAGAGUCUCUGUUGCAUGGUUACAAAUUUGAUAGUAUAAACACAGUGUAUUAUAUGGCCCCAUUCGCAACGAUGAUCUUGGCAGUGCCCGCCUUGUUGCUCGAAGGAUCGGGUGUUGUGGCAUGGCUCUACACAUGCCCUUCUCUUCCCUCAUCUCUUAUAAUCAUAUUUGGGUCUGGAGUGUUGGCCUUUUGCCUCAACUUCUCAAUCUUCUACGUCAUUCAUUCCACCACUGCCGUGACCUUUAAUGUUGCCGGAAACCUCAAGGUUGCUGUUGCUGUGACAUGUUCGUGGCUGAUCUUCCGCAACCCAAUCUCAAUGAUGAACGCUGUCGGAUGCUCCAUAACCCUCGUCGGAUGCACCUUCUACGGGUACGUUAGACACAAGCUCUCGUCCCAAUCGCCAGGAACCCCUCGUACGCCCCGGACUCCAAGAAGCAAGAUGGAGUUGCUCCCAUUAGUAAGUGACAAAUUAGAUGACAAAGUCUGAAUCUUGUUUGUACCAGAAAUCAGUAAUAGUACAUGCUUGCUUGUAGAAAAUUCAAGAUUUCUUCUCAUUGUCACCAAAACUAUGAUCUAAUGGAGAAUGGAGUAGAUUAUCACA